AUGGCGCGGACCCCGGGGCCGGCCCCGCUGUGUCCCGGAGGCGGCAAAGCACAACUUUCCUCCGCUUCUCCCCCCGGGGCCGGACUCCUGCUGCCGCCCCCGACGCCACCACCGCUACUGCUGCUGCUCUUCCCGCUGCUGCUCUUCUCCCGGCUCUGUGGUGCCUUAGCUGGGCCAAUUAUUGUGGAGCCACAUGUCACAGCAGUAUGGGGAAAGAAUGUUUCACUGAAGUGUUUAAUUGAAGUAAAUGAAACUAUAACACAAAUUUCAUGGGAGAAGAUCCAUGGCAAAAGUUCACAGACUGUUGCAGUUCAUCAUCCUCAGUAUGGAUUCUCUGUUCAAGGAGAGUAUCAGGGAAGAGUCUUAUUUAAAAACUAUUCACUUAAUGAUGCAACAAUUACUCUACAUAACAUAGGAUUCUCUGAUUCUGGAAAAUACAUAUGCAAAGCUGUUACAUUCCCGCUUGGAAAUGCUCAGUCCUCUACAACUGUAACUGUAUUAGUUGAGCCCACUGUGAGCCUGAUAAAAGGGCCAGAUUCUUUAAUUGAUGGAGGAAAUGAAACAGUAGCAGCCAUCUGUAUCGCAGCCACUGGAAAACCAGUUGCACAUAUUGACUGGGAAGGUGAUCUUGGUGAAAUGGAAUCCACUACAACUUCUUUUCCAAAUGAAACGGCAACAAUUGUCAGCCAGUACAAGCUGUUUCCAACCAGAUUUGCUAGAGGAAGGCGGAUUACCUGUGUUGUAAAACAUCCAGCCUUGGAAAAGGACAUCCGAUAUUCUUUCAUAUUAGAUAUACAGUAUGCUCCAGAAGUUUCGGUAACAGGCUAUGAUGGGAAUUGGUUUGUAGGAAGAAAAGGUGUUAAUCUCAAGUGUAAUGCUGAUGCAAAUCCACCACCCUUCAAAUCUGUGUGGAGCAGGUUGGAUGGACAGUGGCCUGAUGGUUUAUUGGCUUCAGACAAUACUCUUCAUUUUGUCCAUCCCUUGACUUUCAAUUAUUCUGGUGUUUAUGUCUGUAAAGUGACCAAUUCCCUUGGUCAAAGAAGUGAUCAAAAGGUCAUCUACAUUUCAGAUGUCCCAUUUAAGCAGACCUCUUCCGUAGCCGUAGCUGGAGCUGUAAUCGGAGCUGUUCUUGCUCUCUUCAUCAUUGCUGUCUUUGUGAUUGUCCUGCUGACUCCUCGAAAAAAGAGACCAUCCUAUCUUGACAAAGUGAUCGACCUUCCACCCACACAUAAACCACCUCCCAUGUAUGAGGAACGAUCCCCACCCUUGCCUCAAAAAGAUCUAUAUCAGACGGAACACUUGCCUUUGCAGACUCAGUUCAAAGAAAGAGAGGUUGGCGGUCUCCAGCACUCUAAUGGACUAAAUAGCAGGAGAUUGGACUAUGAAGAUGAGAAUCCCACGGGGGAAGAUGGGAUUCAGCAGCUGUACCCCCUUUACAGUCAGAUAUGCUACCAAGACCGGAGUCCUGGCAAACAUCAUGAAAGCAACGAGCCCGAGAGCAUCUACAUCAACCCACGAGAACACUACGUGUGA
Molecule: messenger RNA, 1533 nt
Organism: Neomonachus schauinslandi (Hawaiian monk seal)
Lineage: Eukaryota; Metazoa; Chordata; Mammalia; Carnivora; Phocidae
Gene: NECTIN3
Product: nectin cell adhesion molecule 3
Exons: 9
Coding region: 1-1533 (510 amino acids)
Biological process (GO): symbiont entry into host cell; homophilic cell-cell adhesion; heterophilic cell-cell adhesion
Cellular component (GO): apical junction complex; adherens junction
Source: RefSeq, a predicted model, not a curated record